UCAGAGGAACGGCGGGCUGUCGGCGGCGCCGGAGCGCACGAGACGCCCGCUACCCCGCGCUGGACGUGCGCGCGGCCCGUUUGGUCCUCGUGAGGCCAGAUAAGUGAAAGGAGGGAAGUAGGCAGAAGAGAGGAAGAAGCUGCGUUUUGGAGGUGCGGCGAGCGAAGACGUGCCCUGACCACUACUUAUACGACUUAUUUAUUUUUUUCUUUAAAAUGUCAGAGGUGUCUCCGCCGCGAUCUGUCCGGCGCAACUCGAGGCGCCCGUUCGGAGGAAUAAAAACCCCGAGCCGCUCCAAUGUAAAGGUCCGCUCCUGUAAAUUGUGACAAAGGCUUGUCAGCACUGAAAUGAGAAAUCGAUAUUGGGGAACGCGAGACGAUAUUCUUAUAGAAUCCCAACGACCCCCCGCGCACACCCUCCUUUUCAACGUGGGCUCUCUGUUUUUUUUUUUUUUUUUUUUUUCUUUUUUGCCUCUUUUUAAGGUGAGUGGUCGCGCACCUUGCAGCUUCAGCGGGAAGCCGUGCUGAUGGUGACAGAUUAUUAUUGUUGAGGGUUCAUGCGCGACUUUGGCUUGGAAACAUGUCUAGCCACUUCUCCGUGAGGAUCGCCGCUGUCAGAGAUGGCAUUCUGGUCCAGCACGUCGGCUUUCACCUCUAAAGUGCCUCGGAAGAUCCUGUUCAUGUUCACGCUGUCGCUCUCCGUUACUUACCUGUUCUACAGCCUCAUGAGCUGCUACAACUCGCUGCGCUUCCCGGUGCAGGAGAGCUAUGCGGAGCAGGGCAGGCUCGUGACGGAGGAGACCACCGUGGCGCUCAGAGACAAACUUUCCUCCUCCUCCACGUCCCGCGGCUACACGGCCGGGGACGCGCUCUAUAAGACCGCUACUGUGCAGACGGGCUACGUCGCCGUGCCCACCGCGGAGCGCGAGGGCGAGGGCGAGGGCGACCAUGUGGGCAGCGAUCGCAAGGACACCGAGUGGGUCGGCACGGCGAUCGCGCCCACCGAGGUGGCGGCGGCGGGGGGUCAGAACGCGGUGCUGGAAAGGGAGCACCAGGAGUCGAGCACCACGGACGAGGAGCUCAGCAGGAGGGGGAAUAGCACGCCGGAAUACGGGGAGAAGAAGCUGCCCCAAGCCAUCAUCAUCGGGGUGAAGAAAGGGGGCACCAGGGCUCUGCUGGAGGCUCUGCGAGUGCAUCCCGACGUCCGAGCGGUUGGUGUCGAGCCCCAUUUCUUUGACAGGAACUACGAGAAAGGACUGGACUGGUACAGGGACCUGAUGCCAUCAACACUGGAGGGGCAAAUUACCAUGGAGAAGACGCCCAGCUACUUUGUGACCAGUAGUGCCCCCAAACGCAUCCACUCCAUGGCGAAAGACACCAAACUCAUCAUUGUGGUCCGCAACCCUGUGACUAGAGCCAUAUCCGACUACACUCAGACACUGUCCAAGAGGCCUGAGAUCCCAACCUUCGAGGUGCUGGCUUUCAAGAACAGGACCCUGGGACUGAUUGAUGCCUCAUGGAGCGCCCUGAGAAUUGGAAUAUAUGCUCUGCACCUUGAGAGCUGGAUGCAGUACUUCCCACUCUCCCAGAUACACUUUGUCAGUGGAGAGAGGCUUAUCGUUGAUCCAGCGGGUGAGAUGGCCAAAGUGCAGGACUUUCUUGGACUCAAACGGAUUGUCACAGAUAAACAUUUCUAUUUCAAUAAAACCAAGGGAUUUCCAUGCCUGAAGAAACCGGAGGACAGCAGUGCCCCGCGGUGUCUUGGAAAGUCCAAGGGCAGAACUCAUCCUAAAAUAGACCCGGAUGUGAUACGCAGAUUACACAAAUUUUACAAGCCCUUUAACAUGAUGUUUUACCAAAUGACUGGGCAGAAUUUUGAGUGGGAACAGGAAGAGAAGCAGUGACUCUUUUCUCAGGCCUGCCAGAGGACUCCAGCACUUUUCACACUGCAGAGAAUCCUACUCACA
Messenger RNA from Scleropages formosus (Asian bonytongue), 1966 nucleotides. RefSeq names its product heparan sulfate glucosamine 3-O-sulfotransferase 4-like. The transcript is spliced from 2 exons. NCBI's taxonomy places the organism in Eukaryota, Metazoa, Chordata, Actinopteri, Osteoglossiformes, Osteoglossidae. The record is from RefSeq and is a predicted model, not a curated record. Gene Ontology annotation, molecular function: [heparan sulfate]-glucosamine 3-sulfotransferase activity. The coding region runs from base 620 to 1903 and encodes 427 amino acids.